UUGGAGAGAACUAUUGUGUGAGUUUUGGUUUGAAAAAAUCUAAAACCAAUUUUCAUUUUCAGAAAAAUUCUUCCAACAUUUUCCGCCGAAAAAUAUGUGCCAUUUUCAACUAUUGAAGAAUUGUUGAAGAAAGAAAUGGCUCAAUUUAACACCUUCAAAUACAGUGUUGUUGUAAGUUUUGAUUGAAAUUUUUAAAAAUUUAAUUGUUCAAGAUAUUAAUUUCAGGGUCAAAAAGACACCAAACAUAUUUCAAAAAUCGGCCAAAUGUUCACAAAUUAUUUCGAGAUUCGAAACGGAACUCCAAAAACCAUUCGUCGCCGAAAAGUUCCACUCCAAACCAUAAAAGAGGUUGAAGCAAUGAUGCCGGUCGAUUGUGAAAUCAUGAAAAUGUAUCAAGACGAAAGAGAACGCGAAGAUUUUGCAUCGAAUUUGACGAAUGAGCAGAAAAUCGAAAGAAUGAAGCAGGUAUUGGAGGAAAAUUGGAAAUUGACUAUGCAUUAUAGACAGGAUAUUGAGUGAGUUUUUUUUUUGAGAAUCCUGAUUUGUGGAAAAAAAUUGGAUUUUUCAGCGAUCCACACAAAUUCACCAAAUUUUUCCUCAAUUUGUUCAUCAAAAAAGGUUCGAAAUAUUGA
Caenorhabditis angaria is the source of this 632-nucleotide messenger RNA. NCBI's taxonomy places the organism in Eukaryota, Metazoa, Nematoda, Chromadorea, Rhabditida, Rhabditidae. The record is from the annotation of a GenBank genome assembly.